GACUUGGGUCCACUCAGAGGCCAGAGCCUCUGUCCACCCGGAGGACAGAGCGUGGGUGGCCCCUCGGGGAGGGAGCCGGAGACAAGGCAGCCCCAUGGAGGCACAUGUUUAACUGGGCAGCCCCACCAUGAAGAAAGUUAAGAAGAAAAAGGCCAAGAGCGAGACCAGGCGCCGCCGGGAGUCCAUGUCCCAGCAGACCAGCUCGGACUCCAGCACACAGCCCAGCUCAGAGGCUGCGCAGCCCAGCUCAGAGACUCCACAGCCCAGCUCAGAGGCCGCACAGCCCAGCUCCAAGGCUGUGCAGCCGAAGCCAGGCACAGAACCCACCCCUCCGCAGCCAGGCCGGGAGGCCAGUGCCCAGCAGCCACGCCCCAAGCCCACCCCACCGCGGCAGGAAGCCCAAGCACUCCCAGCACCCGAGACCCGCCACUCUGCAGGGAGCCUCUCCCCUUCUGACCCCAAAGCAGCCCCUCCACCCAGGAAAGCAGGGCCUGUGACCCCCGUAGGCCUACGGCUCUGCUCCUGUGCCGCCUGCCCAGGCAGCUCCACUUGCUGGCUUCGUCUGGGGCUUUGCCACAGCCGCAUCUUCGAUGUGCUCCUGCCUCGGGACUGGCAGGGCGUGCCAGGGAGAGGAUUCCCCAACCUGCUCACCUUCUACAGAAAACCUCCCAGGAAACACUGCAUUCCUCGAAACUCACGUGCUCCAAGCCCUCGGGACUGUGGCUGUGGCUCUGGGGGUCCUGGGAGCUGCCUACUACAUCACUGAGGCCUGGUGACCAACCCACACCCAGGCCCAGCAGAUCCGGUUCCAUCAAAGGAUCUCACUUGUCACCAAAAUAAAGCCAAA
Molecule: messenger RNA, 847 nt
Organism: Octodon degus (degu)
Lineage: Eukaryota; Metazoa; Chordata; Mammalia; Rodentia; Octodontidae
Gene: Spata3
Product: spermatogenesis associated 3
Exons: 4
Coding region: 128-766 (212 amino acids)
Source: RefSeq, a predicted model, not a curated record